This is a messenger RNA of Ctenocephalides felis (cat flea), 348 nucleotides long. RefSeq lists its product as uncharacterized. NCBI's taxonomy places the organism in Eukaryota, Metazoa, Arthropoda, Insecta, Siphonaptera, Pulicidae. The transcript has 4 exons. The record is from RefSeq and is a predicted model, not a curated record. Bases 1 to 291 code for a protein of 96 amino acids.
AUGAUUAAGUUAUGUCUACUUGCGUCACUGUUUUUCCCCAUUCAUACGCGUUUUUUAGUCAAGAGGAGUUACUCGGAUGAAUCUGUGAAGGGAUACUUGACUGACCGUACUUGCUGGUGGAACGAAGUUUGCAAGGAGGAGUUCCAAACGCUCUUCCGAUGUCGUUGUCCUGGUUGGAGCUAUUGCAGAAGCCCUGGACGAUAUUAUAACGCUUUCUGCAGCAUGACACAAACCGGAUACAUCUGGACUCAACCAGAACAUAAUUGGGAAGGUGCAGAAGUUGCCACAUAGUGGCGGCUGGGGGGUCGCACCGAAGGCGGCCAACUACCCCAAAACAAAUUAUAUCAA